Molecule: messenger RNA, 453 nt
Organism: Batrachochytrium dendrobatidis JAM81
Lineage: Eukaryota; Fungi; Chytridiomycota; Chytridiomycetes; Rhizophydiales
Exons: 2
Cellular component (GO): myosin II complex
Molecular function (GO): calcium ion binding
Source: RefSeq, a predicted model, not a curated record
GAACUCAGUAAUAUUGAACUUGCCGAGUUCACUGACGCGUUCUCCUUGUUUGACUAUCAUGGAUCUGGCCAUAUCAGUAAAAAAGAAGCUCGUAUUGCCAUGCGCUCGCUUGGAUUUGAUACAACCAAACAAGAGUUUGAUUUAGUGAUGGGAAAUGUUGGUCACACUCAGUCUACGUCCAUACGGUUCAGUAACAGUCGAAUGGGCAUUUCAGCUAUAAAAAAUGAACGAGAUAUUCAACAUAUUUUGAAACAAAAGCUACAUGCUUCAAACACAGACCCAUCAAAAAUGGAAAUCAAUACAGGUAUUACUGGAGACCAUUUGAAAAGAAUUGCUGCGUUGGUCGGUGAGCCAUUAUCAAAUGAGGAUGUUCGAGAUAUGAUGGAAGAGGCUGACAAAUCCAACUGCGGGUUAGUUACCGAGCAAGAUUUUAUAAAACUGAUGCGUAAAACU